AUUAAAACUUUCGGUUUCUCUGAGAAGCUCUGAAACAUGUGUGGGGGUGCUAUCAUUUCCGACUUCAUUGGUGUGAAGAAGCGUGGCCGGAGCCACGAUGGUCAGGACCUGUGGUCUGAGCUUGACCCUUUCUCUGACCUCCUUGGGUUCGAUGUCACCUCUGCUUCCAAAAACACACCACCACCGGUUCACUCCGAUCAAAACUUCCCUCUAGUCACAGACAUAAAAGUGGUGGCAUCAUGUGACAAGGUGGAGAAGAAAAGCGUGGGUGCUGAAAAGGGAAAGAAGAGUGGUAAGGUUCAGCGAGCUCGAAAGAACGUGUACAGAGGAAUCAGACAAAGGCCAUGGGGCAAGUGGGCCGCAGAGAUAAGGGACCCACAUAAGGGUGUCCGUGUCUGGCUCGGCACCUUCAACACCGCCGAAGAAGCCGCCAUAGCCUACGACGACGCCGCCAAGCGCAUCCGUGGAGACAAGGCCAAGCUCAACUUUCCUGCCACCAACACCACCGCCACUCCUCCAACUCCGCCACCCUCGAAGAAGCGGUGCCUCAGCCCCGAUCUUAGUGAUCAAGCUAGCUCCAAACCCAUUGAGCCACCGUCUUCAACAACCGUGCACGGCGGUGUCGUCGGCGGAGACGACGGCGGCGAGGAACUUGACCUGAUGCAGCAAAUCUCGAACCUUGAAUGGUUCCUGGGCUUGGAGAAUGAUGAGCAGCAGCAGCAGCAGCCGCCGCUGCCUGGCGGAAUCUGCGGCGGUGCUGAGUGGGACGACAAUUUCGUGGACCUGUGGUCGCUUGACGACGUCGUUAUGCCCAACCGUAACCUAGCUUACUAGGAAAUUGGAAUGGGGGAAAUGGAACGUCGUGGGUGUUUUGUUCUCUGUUUAAUUAAUUCUAAAGUCUUUAAAUUUAGGGACCGUAUAAAACUGUUAUGUUAUUAUGUGUUCUUAGUUUCCGAUGUUGUCUCUUCUACCCUUUUUUGGUUUAUGUCUUGGACGGUCAGAUGAUUUUCGUAUAGGUGCACCGUAUUAGCAGGAUGAUUAUGAUUAUCUUAUAAAUAAAGGUACCUAGGGCGUGUGUGUUUGCAUCGUGCAUGUUUUCUAAUAUAUGUGUUGUAUGUAUAAUGUGAGUACAUGGUGUUACUUGUCGUUUAUGAAGUGAGUUGUCUAUA
Gastrolobium bilobum is the source of this 1169-nucleotide messenger RNA. Its product is annotated as ethylene-responsive transcription factor RAP2-3-like. The record is from RefSeq and is a predicted model, not a curated record. Lineage: Eukaryota; Viridiplantae; Streptophyta; Magnoliopsida; Fabales; Fabaceae. Gene Ontology annotation, molecular function: DNA binding; DNA-binding transcription factor activity. The coding region runs from base 37 to 834 and encodes 265 amino acids. Gene Ontology annotation, biological process: ethylene-activated signaling pathway; regulation of DNA-templated transcription. The transcript is spliced from 2 exons.